AUGGAGGGAGGUGGCGCCAGCAGGGCGGGCUCGCCGGAGGAGGCGAGGCGGGCUCGGGAGUCUCACCUGUGCCGCAUCUGCAAGAGGGGCUUCACCACCGCACAGGCGCUCGGAGGGCACAUGAACGUCCACCGCCGCCGCGAGGCCAAGGCCGAGGCACCGCCGGCUGGCGCUCAGGUCGACGGUGGCCGCGCCGGUGGGUCGCAGAAGGCAGCGGGUCCCGUGGGCAACGACGAGCUGGACUUGGAGCUGAGGCUCUAG
Aegilops tauschii subsp. strangulata is the source of this 261-nucleotide messenger RNA. The record is from RefSeq and is a predicted model, not a curated record. NCBI's taxonomy places the organism in Eukaryota, Viridiplantae, Streptophyta, Magnoliopsida, Poales, Poaceae.